Molecule: messenger RNA, 2139 nt
Organism: Lytechinus variegatus (green sea urchin)
Lineage: Eukaryota; Metazoa; Echinodermata; Echinoidea; Temnopleuroida; Toxopneustidae
Exons: 2
Coding region: 418-1587 (389 amino acids)
Molecular function (GO): tocopherol cyclase activity
Source: RefSeq, a predicted model, not a curated record
AAGUUAGAUAACAGGCAGUCAAGGUCUAUAAAGUAUCAUGAGCUAUAUGAAUAUGAUUCGCUGUGAACUUUGUACGCUGAUAUGGAUUAUAUAAGUAGAGAAUUACCAAUCCGGAGAUAAAAUAACAUAAAACACAACAAAACUCGCAUACAACUAGAUUAAGUUCGAGGGAUUGAUAUACCCACGUACAACCUGAAAAAACGCGUCAAUAAUUUAUAGAAGUUUGUUUGAAGUUUCAUAACCUUUAACUGGACAUUGAUCGAAAUUGAUAGCGUUUCUACUGUAUGGAUUAAGCAAUGAAGCAAACCAUUUGGUAACGUUUUAACAAGUUAUUGUUCUAUUACUGGACGUCUAUACCUUUUCAGAUAUUUGUGACCAAAAGUAUUGUGUAAGCUAUCGGAUGCUCGCGAAAACCUGAUGAAACAUUUCGGUUGGCCUGUAUACCAUGAUAUUACGUUCGUUGUAAAGACUGCGAUGCACUUGUUAAUUCUGGUGAUUUGUCUGCUGUUGCUCCCUGACAGCAAUGCAAGUCAGUAUGACCCUCAUCUCUACCCAUCCACCGGGCCUUUCUUUGAAGGUUGGUACACCAGACUAACUGAUACAGACAACAGUAGAUCAUUCGGUGUGCUCUUCGGUCGUGUCCUCCCAAGGAACAACCAGUCGACGCCAGCAGGAGACCCUGCUCCGCUGACUUACAUCGGUCUCUUACGCAGCAAUGGUGAGUCUCCUAUGGUGGUUGUCGAGGCCUACCCAGAUGAAAACGACAUCGAGGUUACAAUACAUGGUGGAAAACCGGUCAGCAAAAACCCCUCGUUGCAGACACCGUCUUACUUCGAGUAUGUUGCACGCCCCUUUGGAUUCUUCAACGUGACUCCAGACUCGACGGUAUUUAAUUUCACAAUCGAGGGAGUGACGUUUGCAGGAAGCUUCUCUGGACCACUGCUCUGGGACUCUACUGGCCAGGGUCCAGAAGGCUGGCUUUCCAACCUACCACUGCUACCAAUUCAUUGGUUUGUCUAUAGCCUAGGAACUCCAGGAAGAUACACAUGGACUCAUUCAGACUCCGUCAUAUCUGGUAUGGCCCAUGCCCAUCAAGAGAAGAACUGGGGCCAGGGCUUCCCGGCAGGCUGGAUGUGGACCCAGGCAUACAAUCGCACUGCAAAUGCGACAUUCGCAGGAACAUUCGGAAUCCUUUCAUUUUUUGAUACCUCUCCCACAAUUCCGGCCCAUUUGUUUGGCUACAGAAACUUCGAACGACAUCUUCAUUUUGAUUUCAGGCCUGAUAAUUCAUAUACGACACAGGAGCUAUGGCCGUGUGAUGGGACGGCGGCGGUAAAGAUCUUCAGUCCAUUGUAUAUUUUGGAGUUGACAAUGAGUUCUCCUUUAAAUACUUUUCAGAAGUGUCUCCGCGGUCCAGUGGAAACGGGCUUCCGUUACAAUUUGGUAGAGACCUACGUGGCAACUAUAAGGAUUGUCAUCAAGAAACUGGCUAUUUGGGGCUACAGAGUGAUUGAAGAUCAAAUAUUCCAUGGGGCUGCGUAUGAGUUUGGUAGAGAGUAUCUUUGUCCGAAAAAUCCAUGUACAUAAUUAUGAUAAUUAUUGCAGUGAGUCAUUACCAGAACUACACAGUGCGUCCCAUGCACACCCCACAAGAACAAAAAACAAAGACAACAAACGAAGAAUUGUUGAUGAUUUAGGCUAUUCAAAGUUUAUCACAAAUUCAAUAGACGAAUGACGUAUCAUUGUAAAGCUUCAAGCAUCCUUUUUUCUUCCUCUCGUAUAUCUCUUCGAGAUAAUUCUUCUAAUCUAUUUCCAUACUAACGGAUUUUUCAUGUAGCAUUCGCACGGUAAACAAAGACUUUAUGCAUGACUUAUCUAGAAAGUGUCGAGAAGUUUGACAGAUACCCUGUAAAACAUCUUCAUUUUAUGAAAUUACUGGAAUUCAGCCAUGAUUUAAGAAAAAACCAGGGCCCCGCCUUACAAAGUAUUGAAAUUGAUCUGAUCAAUCGCAACUAUGGACGGCCAGCAGCGUCAACAUAUAAAAUUCAUGUAUGUUCAAAAAAGUUUCUAGAUACAAAGUAUGAAUGUAUAUCCAUAAAUUCAUUGAUUUCUUGACAAUUUGGUGUGUUCUCCUUUGUU